CUUAAAUAAAGAUUCUAGCAAGUACUAGCAGUACCUAUGUCAGUGAACCUUUAUUUCAUUGUUAUCAUCCAUGAAUGUGAUGGAUUAUGAUCAAUUUCAUGAGUGUGACUUAGAAAUUGCUUUUCCAUUUUUUCAAACAGAAAAUAUAUUAUCUCCAAAUACAAUCCUAAAUGAAAUAUUAUUUGAUCAACAAGAUCAAUCACAAUAUCUCUUAUCUCCAAAUACCAUCAUAGAUGAGAUCUUUGAUGAAGAAAAGUCCAUAGAAAGAUCGAUGAUGCAGCAUACAAAUCAGGACGAGACAAUGCCUCUAGAGAAUGAAUUGUGUCGAGGAACUCCUGAAAAAGGCUGCGAAAACGUGCUUGGUUCGAGAGAGGAGGAUUCGUUUUGGAAGGAAGUUCAAGAUGAGUUAAUGGAAGAGACAAGUCUAGUUGAUCUUUUGCUGAUAGGAGCUGAAGCUGUUGAAUCACAGAACAUGACACUUGCUUCUGACAUAAUUGAAAAACUAAACAAUGCAGCGUUUUUAGAAAACGGCGAUAGUUUAUUGAACAGGUUGUGUCCUUUCUUUACACAAGGUUUGUUUUACAAAACUACGAAUGCUCCUAAAUUCCACUGUGAACAUGUUUCUACACAGACAAACACAUUCUGUGUGUUUCAGAUACUUCAAGAACUCUCUCCGUACGUAAAAUUUGCUCAUUUCACAGCAAACCAAGCAAUUUUCGAAGCUACGGACGGUGUUGAACAUGUUCAUGUCAUUGAUUUCGAUAUCAUGGAGGGAAUUCAAUGGCCAUCAUUGAUGGUUGACUUUGCAAUGAGAAAGAACACUACUUCACUUAGAGUAACAGCAAUCACAGUAGAUCAGCAAACUGCAGCCUCGGUUCAACAAACGGGAAGAAGGCUAAAAGAGUUCGCAGACUCGAUCAAUUUCCCGUUUGUGUUCGAUACGAUGAUGAUGGAGAGUGAAGAAGAUUUUCAAAGAAUCGAACACGGUGACACACUUAUUGUCAACUGUAUGAUACAUCAGUGGAUGCCAAACAGAAGUUUCUCAUCAGUCAAAACUUUUCUCGAUGGCGUAAGAAAACUAUCACCAAAGCUUAUUGUGUUAGUUGAAGAAGAACUGUUUAAUUUUUCUAGACUCAAAUCCAUGUCCUUUGUGGAGUUUUUCUGUGAGGCUUUGCAUCACUAUAUUGCAGUUUGUGAUUCAUUAGUUACUACUUUGUGGGGUAGCCAUAAGAUGGAGUUAAGCCUUAUAGAGAAAGAUGUCUUGGGAGUUAGAAUCUUGGACAGUGUAAGACAGUUCCCUUGUGAAAGAGAAGAGAGAAUGUUGUGGGAAGAAAAGUUUUUUUAUUCUUUGAAAGGGUAUAAAAGUGUUGGUAUGAGUACAUAUAAUAUUUCACAGGCUAAGUUCUUGGUAAGCUUGUUUGGUAAAGGGUAUUGGGUGCAAUUUGAGAAUUUUAGGUUGGCUUUAAGUUGGAAGUCAAGACCUUUGACUUCAGUUUCAAUCUGGGAACCAAUAGAUUAUAUGAGUGACAAGGUCAAAUAGAUUGAAACAGUUUUUUUUUGUAAGACUUGCUUUGUACUUAUUUAAUUAUUGAGAUGAUUAUGGAUGGAUAGGUGAUGUAUUGUGGUUGUAGGUACCAAUAGAUUAUAUGGAUGGAAAAGCUGCAAGUGUUGGCUUGGCUGUACAAUAAGACAGAUGAAAUGUGUAAUUUUUGUAGCUCAAUUUAUGUUCAAAACAGUUACUAGACAAGAUCCAUAAAUGAAACACUUUGUAAGGUUUCAAGAUUUCUGAGGAAAUGCCAAGAGAAUGACAUUCUUAAACACCGGCGUUCGGUGCGGUAACACAGCAGGCCGAGAGUUUACAAAUUAUUGCAACUUAGCAGUCUACAAGAUGAAUAAACUAUAACAGUUCAAAAGAACCAUCUAGUUUAUCAUACUGGCAAACUGUGUGCUGGAAGUGGCACAAGGGAACAUGACAAGG
Molecule: messenger RNA, 1978 nt
Organism: Lathyrus oleraceus (garden pea)
Lineage: Eukaryota; Viridiplantae; Streptophyta; Magnoliopsida; Fabales; Fabaceae
Product: protein NODULATION SIGNALING PATHWAY 2-like
Exons: 1
Coding region: 71-1540 (489 amino acids)
Source: RefSeq, a predicted model, not a curated record